UAAAGAAACAGCACAAGAAUGAAGGAAGUGAGUGUUAUUUGGAUAAGUGUGUGUGUGUGUGUAUUAAAGUUUAGGUGUUUUUUAUUUUUAUUUUAUCUCUCUGUCAAUCAGCUGAUAAAUGCACAAAGCCUCCACUGGUUACAUCCUGUGUCUGUGCUCUGUGAGUUGUAUCAAAGCCUUUUACUAUUCUAUCUUUCUAUAAGUUUUAUUUGUACGACGUCUGAACCGAGCAUGUGGUUUUUCGUGAUCAUUUUUCUGGUCCUGUUUCCCUGCAACGCGAAAGACGAGUGUCCCAGCUCCGUCUCUAUGUCCGAGAAUGGGUACGUGAACGUGACGUUUGGGCAGCGCUUCAAACUGACCUGUAAUUUCACCUGCCUCACCUCGGAUUACAGAGUCCAGCUGCUGAAAAACAAACAGCUGCUGAGUGAGCUGAGUCUGUUCAGAGAUUGUCCAAAGUCCAAACACACCAUCGUUCUGUCCCUGCUUAUUCCUGCAGUCCAACACAACGACUCGGGACAGUACAAGUGCCAGAGCGACCCGCCGGAUGUCAUCUCCUCUGUGAAGGUCAACAUCGUCUACACAGACGAGCGCGUGCCGAAAGACAAACAAAAUGAUACGGCUCCGUGGGUGUCAGAGCCGCCCUCAGAAGUGAAAUCCACCUGCAACGCACUGUUUUCAUGGAACGCUCCUCUGUGGUACUUGUUGUGCAAGACGGCGCUUUUCUUCAUCUGCUUACUGAGUGUGGUGUUGAAGAAAACCUGCUAGGUGCCGUGAGCGAUAUUUCCUCCUUUAGCAGCGUGUGCACGACCAUCUGCAACACCUCAGGGUGCCAUUUAGCUUUUGUAACUCCUAAAAAUGAAGGUUUAUUUAAAAAACAAUACAUUCCAGAACAAUACAGAAUGUACAAUUUAAUUAAAUAAUGAAAAUGUUUCACUGCUGAUGGGCUGCAUUUGAAUUUAAACGAGCACAGAUUUGAGAUUUUUAGCAUAGAAACAUCAAAUACAAUGUG
Molecule: messenger RNA, 1009 nt
Organism: Ictalurus furcatus (blue catfish)
Lineage: Eukaryota; Metazoa; Chordata; Actinopteri; Siluriformes; Ictaluridae
Exons: 5
Coding region: 19-765 (248 amino acids)
Source: RefSeq, a predicted model, not a curated record